AUGGCCUCCAUGUUCACUUGGUUUGUCACAGGCUUGCUGCUGUCUGCAACAGGUCUGGGAAUCCGGCGGCUGGCUCAUGCACAUGGCAACUCAUUGGGGCACGUGGGGAGGCGACUGCGGCAGGACACGGGCCAGAAUGGCAACAACAACGGAAACCUGAACAAUGGGAGCGGGAAUGGAAACAGGAAUGGGGCCGGCAAUGCCGGGCGUGGCAACGGCAACAACAAUGGCAAUGCAAAUCCCAGCGACAACAAUGGCAAUGACAAUGGCAACCAGAGCACCGGGAACAACAAUGGAAACAACAAUGGCAACGGGGCCGGCUUCACUGCCCCUGAGAUUGUCUAUGUCGGCAAUGGCAACCAGGAUGGCACUUUCAACAGUGGGGACUUCAACGGGCGCAACAACGGGAACAACAACAACUCAGACGGCAAUGGCAACGCUAAUGGGAACCAGAACAACGGGGGCCAGAACGGCAAUGACAACGGCAACCAGAAUGAUCAGCCCGGCAGUGGCGUGCCGCCUGAUACUGGUGGCACAAGCGCAGCCGCCAGAGCCAGUACCAGGGCAGCCAAGAGGGCAGCAACCAGUGCACCUGCCGCUGCCCAGCCAUCAGGCACACAAACCACAACGACAGCUGGGGCCUUCGUUGUCAGCGGAGGUCGAUGA
Messenger RNA from Coccomyxa subellipsoidea C-169, 666 nucleotides. RefSeq lists its product as hypothetical. Bases 1 to 666 code for a protein of 221 amino acids. The transcript is spliced from 3 exons. Lineage: Eukaryota; Viridiplantae; Chlorophyta; Trebouxiophyceae; Coccomyxaceae. The record is from RefSeq and is a predicted model, not a curated record.